GCCCUCCUUCGGAAGAUGCUAUUUACACAUGUGUGACUCGACAGAAGACUGUAUAUGAAGCCUUUGAAGGCAAUCUGCUCUCAAACAUUAGUUUCUAAAGACACCCAAGCGCCGAAAAUGGCCACUUUCUUCGGUGAAGUGAUCAACCUACCGUCUCGGGCUGUGGACGACGAUGAAGAAGAGGAAGAGGAUGAAACUCAGUCGCGUUUCCCGGAGCCAGAGUUGCAGUGGAAGCAUGAUUUCCAAAAAGACAUUGAACAGUCUCCUGGGAAAAGGUUCGGCUGUGAAAUGCUCAUCAUUGGCAUUGGCCCAGCAGCAACAGGUUUCUUAGAUGCCUACAUCCUUUGGGAUGACCCCACCAUUGUGGGGACAAUAGACUGCGACCCCAACAGGUCAGAGGUCAGGCCAGAAUCUGUGGCAGGUCACCGCACGUGCUCAGUGUAUCGGCUCAAACGGCAGCCAGAGGUUCUGGUUUGCCAGUGCAAGCACGAAAUAGUUCCAGAGAUGUGUCACAUCUGGACAGAAAAGAUGUUCCAAGACCUUGACACAACAAAACUCCAGGUCAUCGUCAUGGAUACGGCCCCGACAACAGAGUACAGAACGCAAAUGUCGCCCUCGGAAAUGUCAACCCCUUUCCUCCGGUCACUUCAGUCCCAGACGCACAGUUCUAAGUUGCAGUGCCAAGUGUUAGAGUCGCCUAAUGUUGUCAAAGGACUAAGUGCUGCAGUACUGAGCCACUGCCACAUAUUUGGCGUGUCCUGUGUUGUCUAUGUUGGGUUUCUGGAUGGCCUGUUUCUACACACAGACGACAUCAAAGUAUUCAAUUCCCUGUUGUCAAACAGUCCUCUCAAGAAAAUAUACAAGAAGAACCCUAAUGCUGAUGCAGUCUUAAGGAAACUUGUGGAGAGAAGGGCCCUACACGGCAGUCUGUAUACGUGAGAAACAAUCGACAUGAAAAAUCAAAUUCUAAAAUCGAGCCUGUUUUAUACCAAAAAAAAUACGGUUAAUUACCAUAAUUUGACUUGCUGUAGUCGUUCACUUGCUAGUUGACAAUCGUCAAACUUUUUUUCAGUCCAAUACAACCAAAUAUAUUAUCUCUUGAAGUACAGUUAGCUUUGAAAAGCAUUACAAGAAGAUUCUGCAUUAGCCAUUCAGUAAUUUUCGUUGUACUGGAAAAGUAUACCUUCUAUGAAAAGUAAAACGACAGAUAAAUCUUGA
Molecule: messenger RNA, 1218 nt
Organism: Patiria miniata (bat star)
Lineage: Eukaryota; Metazoa; Echinodermata; Asteroidea; Valvatida; Asterinidae
Product: proteasome assembly chaperone 1-like
Exons: 6
Coding region: 55-939 (294 amino acids)
Biological process (GO): proteasome core complex assembly
Cellular component (GO): endoplasmic reticulum
Molecular function (GO): proteasome binding
Source: RefSeq, a predicted model, not a curated record